This is a messenger RNA of Porites lobata, 3522 nucleotides long. The record is from the annotation of a GenBank genome assembly. Lineage: Eukaryota; Metazoa; Cnidaria; Anthozoa; Scleractinia; Poritidae.
AUGCUGCUAGCAACGUUGUUUAUCUUUUGUGCAUGUUGGCUUCAUGUUCGAGCAGAAAUAGUGUCAACGAAGUAUGGAGAUAUCGAAGGACUCGUGACUUUAUAUCCGAAUGCCUCUGGUCGUUUCAAAUCCGUCAGCAAAUUUCUUGGCGUUCCUUUCGCCGCUCCACCAACUGGAGAGCUAAGGUUUAAAGCACCACAACCGCCAAAAGAGUGGAAACCAAAGGUUUAUUCGGCUAAAACCCAUGGGAGCGUCUGCUUACAGUUCAAACUUUCCGAAAACUUAAUCAAGCUUUUUACUUCAAAUUUCACUUUCAGCGAGGAUUGCUUAUAUCUUGAUAUCUACAGCCCGAACAUCAGCCUCAGUUUGCCAGUGAUGGUCUACAUUCACGGUGGAGGUUACGUUUUAGGAACAGCGAUCACUUAUCCCAGCGAUAUCUUGGCUCUCCAGGGGGUGGUGGUGGUCAUUAUUCAGUAUCGUCUUGGUCCCUUUGGUUUCUUGACGACCGGUGAUUCAGCGGCGCCUGGUAACUAUGGGAUGUUGGAUCAAGUGGAAGCACUGAAGUGGGUCAAAGAAAACAUCGCAAAUUUUGGCGGGAAUCCCAGCAAAGUGACCAUAUUUGGAGUGAGCGCUGGAGGAUCCAGCGUGGGGCUCCAUCUUCUAUCGCCUCUAUCACGUGAUCUCUUUCAUCAGGCCAUUCCAGAGAGCGGUGUAGAUUUAAGUCCCUUUGCGAUUCAGCCAACGUCUUUUGGUCUCCGUUUCACAAAAGAGCUUGCACAAAAACUGAAUUGUGGAUCCAGUGACCAUUCUGCAAUGGUUUCUUGUAUGCGCAGCAAUCAGCUUUAGACAUGCAGAAGGCCUCCGAGUCAAUCAAAUUUAAUUUCAUUAAUUAUAUCUCCUGGGCACCAGUCGUAGAUAAAAACUUUCUUCACGAUACACCCCAAGUUUUGAGGAAAAAAGGAGAAUUCAAACAAGCGCCGCUUAUCAUCACCUUCACAAGUCACGAGGGCGCGAGUUUUCUCGGAGACAUGGCCAACAAUUCUUUUGGGCUGAUGGAGAACGUGGACAAUGGAGUCAGUCCGACUUUGUUCAAAUCAUUUCUAACCGAGUUUGCUCAAGCUCAAGACAGUAGGUAAGUUCCGUUAAGAUUUUACGAAUGUUUGCUCAGUAGUUUUAAUAGAUGUAGUGACACUUUUGGAACUUAUUAGUUGGUCUUCGUUUCACAAAAGAGCUUGCACAAAAACUAAAUUGUGGUUCCAGUGACCAUUAGGCAAUGGUUUCUUGUAUGCGCAGUAAAACAGUGUCAGACAUGCAAAAAGCCGCAGAGUCGAUCAAUUUUUUUUUCGUUAAUUAUGUUUACUGGGCACCAGUCGUAGAUAAAAACUUUCUUCAUGAUACACCCCAAGUUUUCAGGAAAAAAAGAGAAUUUAAGCAAGUGCCGCUUAUCAUCACCUUCACAAGUCACGAAGGGUCGGCUUUUCUUGGAGACAUGGUCAACAAUUCUUUAGGGCUGAUGCAGAGCGUGGACAAUGGAGUCAGUCCGACUUUGUUCAAAUCAUUUCUUAUUAAGUUUGCUCAAGUUCAAAACAGUAGGUAAGAUCAGUGAAGAUUAAAUAUUUGCUCAGUAGUUAUUAAAGUACGGCAGAACCCCGCUAACUCGAAGUAAAACUCCCUUCCCCUGAUCAAAAAAAGUCAGUGAAAUUUACCCCGAUAACUCGAAUUCUGGUUCUUUUAACUACACUCGGAUGUCAUCCCAUUAGCUCUUCUUGUUGUAAAGGGCCUGAAAUCACUAAAACUAACACUGGCCACUAUUAAAGGCAAUUUGAUUUAAAUUGGUGAAACGAACAGAUCAUGUUUUAUCAUAAAAGUGCCUAAUCAUGUUACCGUUUCUGAUGAAAUAAGUGCACCUUACACUGAAGUACUGAGAAAUCAGUAAAUAUCAAUUUCUAACAUGGCACAUUGAAUUUUUCAAUCGACCCCAAUAACUUGAAUCCUCGCUAAUUCUCUGAACUGGUUUUCGUUUCCCUUCUGAGUUCGAGUUACUGGGGUUCUACUGUAGAUGUAGCCACACUUUUGGAAUUUAUUGACUGGCUCAUAAACGUGGAUUCUCAGCACAAUAGCACCCAGCGUUUUAGACCUUUGCGUGGCUCCACAGGGACUUCGCUUCUACAUUAGGCUGCUGCAGGGCAAUUAAGCCUCUUGGAGCCCAUAGAUACACGUUUGAAGAAGGGGCGUUUUACCUUAAAGAUAGAGGUUUCGAUAGUUUUGCAGACAACGUGGACAAAACAAAAUCGACUGGCUCGUUAGCACUCUUUUUCUUGAGAUUUAAUUUUGAAUUGACUAUUUGAUUUCGGCUGAAAAAUAGUGGAGAUGUUGGGGUGGAGACGCGCGUCAUAAUCCGGGGGAGGGGACAAUAUUUGGGUAUAGAUGAGCCGCUGAGGGUUUAAAACCCUGGCCCCGUUUAGUACAACAAAAUUCUAAAAUACAUACCCUGUCAGGAGCCGACGUUUAGGACACAGGAAAAAAUGCACGCCGUCUUGUUUUUAAGCCAUUUAUUAGCAAUUGGAAUAGAGCAAAUUCACGUUAUAGUCAUUGCUUCUGUAUACUUGGAGGAGAAACAAAUUUCAUCCUGUUUACAAUUAGGAUAGGCCCGGAUGAAAUUACAUACCCUGUUUGGGACAGAGCGGUCAAAAACCACACCCUGUCCAGAGGCAAAUCCCCUUAUAGGUCAUAUAACCUAGUACCCCCGCUGGGUCAUAACAGGCCACCGACCAUGUUUCUCUCUUGUGUUACAUUAACAUUUAUUUGCAAGCAGUGUUUUACUUUCCCCUUCAAAAUAAAACCAGUGAGGCAUGUACCUCGAAUUGCUUCACUCUAAAUAUCGGUCCUUUUUUUAGGAAGAAGAUUGCUGAUCUUCUCGCCGAUGCCUUGGAGUUCAUGUACACCCCCUGGCCUGACAACAGUAACACAUACGCAUUAAGAAGUGGACUUGUUGAUGUAAUUGGAGAUAACCUUUUCGUUGCCCCCAGUCACAAGGUCGCUGAUGUUCACAGUCAGAUCGCUCCUGUUUACAUGUAUGAGUUUGCUCAUCGGGCAAAGCCAAGUUUGGCGUUACGUGCAGAGUGGAUGGGUGUUGUUCAUGCUGAAAACAUUCCCUUUGAUUUCGGAGUUCCUUUCCUUCCCAAAUUUUCGCCACGUUAUAGUCAGGCUGACAGAAAUGUCAGUCUAUUUAUCAUGACCAUGUACGCAAACUUUGCCCGGUCCGGCGAUCCUUCAGUCAACGGUGUCGCGUGGGAGAAAUACAACUCGAGUCACAGAGCUUACCUAAAAGUGGACACAAGUCCCAAACUGAAGACGUCAUUUAAUUCUCGCCGAAUGUCUUUUUGGAAUAAUUACUAUCCUAAAUUGGAGCAGGUGAAGUUCGAUGUCAAUAAAGAGGUGGUUAGCGGUGCAAAGGAUAUUGUUACCAUAGGAACUGCUCUUCAAGUUGUAUUUGCUUUAAUGUUAUACUUAAUUUACUAA